AUCCGCAUGGAAAUCGGAAAAUAUGGUUAAAGCACUUCGGAAAAGUAGCCUGCAACUCUCCGCCACACACUGCUCACAGACACUGCUCACUCCAACGGGAAUAAUUAAACUAGUAGAAGAUGAGAGUGAACGAGCGCUACUUUGCGGAUGAGCGCAGCCGGUAAACGGUCCGGUUGAUUGAAUCUCCGAGCAUCACAAUCGCAGCUGCAUCUACAUGUGGCAGAGGGAAAACAAGCAUUGAAAGGUUAAGGGAGUGCAGGAACAAAAUACCUCACCAGGAACAUGGGCCAAUCUGGGACUUCAUCUUAUUUUUCUCUCGCUCUCAAACUGAGCUUCUUUCUCUCAAUUUUCUCCCACGAGCUCACGCCAGCCGCUGCAGGCAGCUCCAAAUCGAGCUUGGAUACAGAUGCAUCUCCUAAUGAAACUUCUCAGUUUGAGACGUGUGGUGGUAGUUUUGAGUGCAAAGAGGGAGUGAUUUUGCCAUUGUGGACACCAGAGAACCCAUCCUUUGGAGACAAGUUGGCCAGAGCCACUGUGUAUUUUGUCAGUAUGCUCUACAUGUUCCUGGGGGUUUCCAUCAUCGCAGACCGCUUCAUGGCUUCCAUUGAGGUCAUCACAUCCCAGGAGAAAGAAAUCACCAUCAAGAAGCCCAACGGUGAAACCACAACCACUACUGUUCAUAUAUGGAACGAAACAGUCUCUAAUCUUACCCUCAUGGCUCUGGGUUCGUCGGCCCCAGAAAUUUUGCUUUCCGUGGUUGAAGUGUGUGGGCACAACUUUGACGCUGGUGAGCUGGGCCCAAACACCAUCGUUGGAAGUGCAGCUUUUAACAUGUUUGUCAUCAUUGGACUCUGUGUCUCUGUAGUACCAGAAGGAGAGCAUCGGAAGGUCAAGCACCUGAGGGUGUUCUUCGUCACGGCCACUUGGAGUGUCUUUGCGUAUACUUGGCUAUAUCUGAUCCUGGCGGUGAUUUCUCCAGGUAUCGUGGAGGUCUGGGAAGGACUACUCACUCUCUUCUUCUUUCCGAUUUGUGUCCUGUUCGCUUGGGUUGCUGACCGCAGACUUCUCUUCUACAAGUAUGUAUACAAACGGUACAGAGUAGGAAAACAAAGAGGAAUGAUCAUUGAGACAGAAGGUGAGCCAGAGCUGCAGUCGAAAGCCGAAAUCAAAAUGGACGGCGGGAUGCUUAACUCUCAUGGUGAGGAAUUCUUAUACGGCACGGUGGAUAUUGAAGAAGAAGACAUGGAUGAGGAAGAGGCUAGAAGAGAAAUGGCCAGGAUUUUGAAGGAACUGAAACAAAAGCAUCCAGAAAAAGAGAUGGAGCAGCUGAUCGAACUCGCCAACUAUCAAGUCCUCAGCCAGCAACAGAAGAGUCGUGCAUUUUACCGCUGUCAGGCAACUAGGCUUAUGACUGGUGCUGGGAAUAUUCUCAAGAAGCAUGCUGCAGACCAAGCCAGGAAAGCGCUUGGCGUCCACGAACUUCGCUCUGAAGUUUCUGAUAACGAUAUUUUCUCCAGGAUCUUCUUUGACCCUGGCACAUAUCAGUGUCUUGAGAACUGCGGAAGCGUAGCUUUGAAUGUGGUACGACGUGGCGGCGACUUGAUGAGCACUGUGUCGGUGGAGUACCGCACUGAGGAUGGCACCGCCAAUGCAGGCUCUGAUUACCAGUUCACUGAGGGUGUUGUAGUCUUCAAACCAGGCGAGACUGAAAAGGAGAUCCGAGUGGACAUUAUUGACGAUGACAUUUUCGAAGAAGAUGAACACUUCUUGGUCCAUCUCAGCAAUGUCAAGGUCUUAUCUGAAGGAACAGACAAUGGGAACCCAUGCGUCAAUCAUCUGGACAUAUUAGCUGGUCUUGGCCUUCCCUCCACAGCUACUGUGACUAUAUUUGAUGAUGACCAUGCUGGCAUCUUCACAUUUGAGGAAUCAAUGGUUCAUAUCAGUGAAAGCAUUGGUAUGAUGGAGGUGAAGGUGGUGCGCACUUCUGGAGCUCGUGGAGUAGUUGUUGUCCCCUAUAAAACCAUUGAAGGCACAGCAAAAGGUGGAGGAGAGGACUUUGAAGAUACCCAUGGAGUCUUGGAGUUUCAGAAUGAUGAGAUUUCCAAAACUAUUACGAUCAAUAUAAUCGAUGACGAGGAGUAUGAAAAGAAUAAGAACUUCUUCCUGGAGAUUGGAGAGCCACAAUUGGUGGAAAUGAGUGAGAGAAAAGCUAUGUUGCUGCAUGAGUGUGGUGGCUUCGUGAAGACAGACAAGCAGCUUUAUGGCAGGGAUGUGUACCGGAAAGUGCAAGGUAGAGACAAACCAAUCCCCUCCACCAUUAUCAGCAUCACAGAGGACGGGGAAGAGGAGACCUUGACCAAAAAAGAGCAGAAUGAGAGGCGCAUUGCUGAGAUGGGUCGCCCCACGCUGGGUGAAAAUGUCAAACUUGAAGUUAUCAUUGAAGAGUCCUAUGAGUUUAAGAGCACAGUUGACAAACUCAUUAAGAAGACCAACUUGGCCCUUUUGGUCGGAACCAACAGUUGGAGAGACCAGUUUGUAGAAGCCAUCACUGUCAGCUCAGGUGAAGACGAUGAUGAGGAGUGUGGUGAAGAAAAGAUGCCAUCUUGCUUUGAUUACGUCAUGCACUUCCUCACUGUGUUCUGGAAGGUUCUGUUUGCUUUCGUGCCUCCCACCGAUUACUGGAACGGUUGGGCGUGUUUCAUCGUGUCGAUCAUCAUGAUCGGCGUUCUCACUGCCUUUAUUGGAGACCUGGCAUCCCACUUUGGCUGUACUAUCGGUCUGAAAGACUCUGUGACUGCAGUCGUAUUUGUGGCUCUGGGAACCUCGGUACCAGACACAUUUGCUAGUAAGGUGGCAGCCAUCCAGGACCAGUACGCUGACGCCUCCAUCGGCAAUGUGACGGGCAGCAACGCUGUGAAUGUCUUCUUGGGCAUCGGGGUGGCGUGGUCCAUCGCUGCCAUUUUUCACCAGGCGAAGGGCCAGUACUUUCGUGUAGAUCCCGGCACGCUCGCUUUCUCCGUUACCCUUUUCACCAUAUUUGCCUUCAUCUGCAUCGCCGUCCUCAUGUACCGCCGCAGACCAGAGAUUGGGGGGGAACUGGGUGGACCGCGGAUUCCCAAAAUCCUCACCACCACUUUGUUUUUUAGCCUCUGGCUGAUGUACAUUGUUUUCUCCUCCAUGGAGGCCUAUUGCAUCAUCAAGGGUUUCUAAAUCAACCAAAUCAGGAUGAUGCCACAGACAGGAUGCUGUUAAAAUCAUUUCAAAAAGGCAAAGACUGACAAGGGAAAAGAGUUUAAAAGAGAAGUUCAAAGCAGCCGGAUGUUUUAUUGUGCUUUGUUGUGUUGUCCACUGUAUGUUUUAUCUGUGUGAAUACACGCGUGUUUCUGUUUUUGGGAAGGUUGGAACUUGUCUCCAAAGAAGAAAGGAAGACGAUUUGCUGGAGCUGUCUAAAACCUUUCCCAUUUUUGUAAACUUUGCUUUGGUUUGGUUGACUGAUAGUUACUGAGCUUUAGAUUGAAGUGUGGUCAAGACACAUUUAAACGUCUAAAACUUUUUAAAUGUAAGUUACAUUAAAGGGAUAGUUCAACCAAAAAUUAAGAUUUGGUCAUCAUUUACUCACCCUCAUCCCAUCCCAGAUGAGUAUGACUUUCAUUCUUCUGCUGAACACAAAUGAAUAUUUUUAGAAGAAUAAUCAGUUGGUCCUCACAUUGGUUUAAGUAUAAAUUAAGUAUAAACUAUAAGUGUUACUAAUGCACCCCUGUUAUAAUUCCGGCAUAAGGAUAUCCUUGCAUUAUUUUCAUAGAUAACAGAUAGAUAGAUAGACAGACAGACGGACGGACGGACGGACGGACGGACAGACAGAUAUUGAUAGAUAGAUAGAUAGAUAGAUAGAUAGAUAGAUAGAUAGAUAGAUAGAUAGAUAGAUAGAAAAAGAGAUAGAUACACAGACAGACAGACAGACAGACAGAUGAUAGAUAGAUAGAAAAAGAGAUAGAUACACAGACAGACAGACAGACAGAUGAUAGAUAGACAGACAGACAAACAGACAGACAGAUAGAUAGACAGACAGACAGAUAGAUAGAUGGACAGAUAGACAGACACAGACAGACGGACGGACGGACGGACGGACGGACGGACGGACAGACAGACAGAUAUUGAUAGAUAGAUAGAUAGAUAGAUAGGUGACAGACAGACAGACAGAUAGAUAGAUAGAUAGAUAGAUAGACAGACAGACAAACAGACAGACAGAUAGAUAGACAGACAGACAGAUAGAUAGAUGGACAGAUAGACAGACACAGACGGACGGACGGAUGGACUGACGGACGGACAGACAGACAGAUAUUGAUAGAUAGAUAGAUAGAUAGAUAGAUAGAUAGA
Molecule: messenger RNA, 4377 nt
Organism: Myxocyprinus asiaticus (Chinese sucker)
Lineage: Eukaryota; Metazoa; Chordata; Actinopteri; Cypriniformes; Catostomidae
Product: sodium/calcium exchanger 1-like
Exons: 11
Coding region: 283-3210 (975 amino acids)
Biological process (GO): cell communication; calcium ion import across plasma membrane; sodium ion transmembrane transport
Cellular component (GO): sarcolemma; postsynapse; axon
Molecular function (GO): calcium:sodium antiporter activity
Source: RefSeq, a predicted model, not a curated record